This is a messenger RNA of Cladocopium goreaui, 4260 nucleotides long. Lineage: Eukaryota; Dinophyceae; Suessiales; Symbiodiniaceae. The record is from the annotation of a GenBank genome assembly.
AUGGCACUGGUCCCAUAUGACCCUGAAGACAAGAAGUGUGCUUCAGCUCUGGCGGAAGCCUGGGAGAAAGUCACUGUCCUUGGAAAAGCUAUGACUCGGGAGACCUUGGUCCAGAACUUUGAAGUUUUGGCGCUAGCCAUAAAGUACGUUGGUACUCGGGACGAAAGCGAUGAUGAGGAAGAAUGGGAAAGUGAGGAGGAGACAGAUGAUAAUGAGAUGGAAGUAGGAAGAGACUGCUUUGGCUUCUCCGAAGACAAGCUCGCCAAUGUCAAUGGCCUCACUCAAGACGCCGGAGCUCCAGGGAAAGAGAAGACUAAGGAGGCCGAGGGAAAGGAAGAUCAGAAGGAUGCAGAGCUGGGGCCAAAAACGACAUUUGAGGAGGGCAGCCCAAAGGAAGAUCAGAAGAAACCAGUGCUUGUGCCUGAGCCCACAGAGAAGAGUAGGGAGGCUGAAGGUCAGAAGGGCGAAGGGCUCAAGCCAAAAGAGAAGAUGAAGGAGGCAGAGGACAAAGACGACACAGGUGGAAAGGGAGUUCGAAGUGCAGAGGCUGAGAUCAAUCAAGAUGAUGGCAAGUUGACAGAGAAGACGAAGGGAUCCAAGAAGACUUUGCCAGGACCAACUUGGCCCUUAGACUCUCAUCCGGACAGGGUGAGGGAAUACUUGGUUAAGUGGAACAUGCUGAGCAAAGUAGAGGACAAGCCGGUGGAGGCAAAUCUAGCGACAGCCAAGGAUGAGAAAAACCUACUUCAAGAGAGACAGAGGCCAGACGGUUGGGCAGAGGUUGGUGACUUUGUCCAGCCUGGAGUCCAGGCCCCGCAAAAGCCGCGAGGAAGGAAGAAGAAAACAAAGAAUGAUGAUGGCAAUGAAAAUGAUGGCAGGGAUUUGAACGAUUCCAAGCCCAAGCCAAGCAGCAGUAGAGCACCCAAGAAAAGACCAGAGAAGGAUGACAAUGAGGAUGGCCUGGGAGCCGGGCCUGAGACGAAGAAAGGUACACGCAAGAGAGCGCCCGAGAAGACUGAGGCAGAGGAUGGCGACGGAAAGGAAGCAGAUCAGAGGAGUCAGAAGAAAGAUGUGGAGGCAAAGAAGACGACCCGACAGGCAGCUGUCAACAAGAAGGCACAGAAGAAAGAUGAGCCAAAAGACAAGAAGAAAGAGAAUGAGGAUCCAGGACAGAAGGUGGAGGAUUCGAAAGUCUUGGAGCGCCAGACAAAGAGUGCAAAGAGAAAGAAGCAAAACAAUGACGAUGAUGAUGAUGCUGAGGCAUCCCACAAGAAAGCCAAGAGCGCAAAGGAAAAGGAGGCUGCAGAGAAGAAUGGAGAUGGGGACAAGAGAGAUAGUCCCGGGCCUGAGCCGAAGAAACGCGCAUGCAAGAGAACACCCGAGCAGGCUGAGGAGCAGGAUCAGGACAAAGAUGAAUACAAAGAGAUGGAAAAGCAAGAGCAGAUGGACACACAAGAGCAGAAGGACAAAGAGGAGGACAAAGAGAUGGAUGAGUCGCAGCAGAGCAACCCACAUGAGGGCAAACGCCCAUAUGAGCCAGAGCAGAACAACCCGGACCCAGGAGUGGCAAAGUCUGAGGAGCCAGAGACCGCAGAGCCAGCAGAGCCAGAGAAUGAAGAUGGACGUGACGAGGAGCGAGGCCGACGAAGGAGCAGACAACCCCGGGACCUGACAGUAGCACAACGUGAGGCAAGAGCCAAGGCCAGCCGCAAGAGCUCAGCUUACCAUGUGGCUCGAAGCCGAGCCUUGAGGAAUGGAUGCUGUGAAGAGACUGCAAAGCAGAUCGGAAAGCGUGUUCGACUUUCUGUAGCUUCCUACGACAUCAAACUUGGUGGUGCUCGCGAUCUACCUUUGCAUGUGCCUAGGUCGGAAGCUGAUGUCACAAGUAUGGACAGUCCGGCGGCGGAGGAGGAGAACGAGGAGGAGGCGGAGGCUGCCCAACGUCGUAUAGACCAGCUGACCCGAGAGAUUGGAGCUCUGGAUGGGGUGCCGGAGAAACCACAAUCUGGGGAAGGAACUCAUCUUCACGAGCCUCGAUCGGCUGGCAAUUUUGUCCCUGGAUGGGCACAUGCCUCAGCAGGUGAGCUUACAGAGCGCCAAUUGAGGCAUGCCCCUACUAUGCGUUUGGAAGACACCUUGAGUCGGGACAGCUUGGAGGUGGCCGCAACCCCAAAGAGAGUUGACAGCUCCCCAGCCCAAUCGCCAGUUGAACCAGACAAUCAGACUACUCCAUUUGAUCAACGUCAGGUGAACCCAGAUGCCCAUUUCACAAUUCGUUUUACCCCUGGUUGGGAAUAUGUUUUGGAUGCCGCCUUGCACAACAUGGGGGAGCCAUAUACGGACUUUGUGAUUGAGGACAAAUUUGGUCAUUCCUAUCCCAUAGAUGGUGAAGGGAAAUUGGCCCGUAUGCCAUCGGGUGCCGAUGUGUUUCCCUUGAGCCUUCUGUCAGCCCCACCUCCAGAAGAAGUUGAGCCCGGUGCCCCGCUGGAACCAACACAUGAAACGCAUGAGAGUGAAAAGGAGAAAGAGGUUGAUGAUGUGCGUAAGGAGGAUUCCCACAUUGACAAGUCUCCAGCUGUGGCGGUGACCCCGCCUGCCCCUGGUGUGAACAGUGGUGGUGACCAUCCCCCCUCGAUCCCUCCGGGUGGAGAUAUGUAUGCUGACGGAUCAUAUUGGAAGAUGAAACGAUAUGCAGAGCAGGCGUCCAAGGGAAAGGUCCAGGCCUCCCCGGAGAUUGGAAAGUUAUGGGGUACACAAGCUGGUCGUUCCUUGCUAGAAAAUCAACAGUUCAACCACUUGAAGAGGACAAUGGUCACCCAUGCAGUCAAGUGGGCCACGGAGAAGGGGUUGGUCAGAACCAACCCCGUUCAUGGAGCAAAAGAGUACCGCGUUGCAGUGUUUGAAAAGUUCAACAACAAGGAGCGUGACAGAACUGCGACAUCGGCGACUGUCGGCGCUGAGGAUCGACGAAUCCUGGUUGUGGUGUGGCACCGGCUCAGCUACCUGGGGCCACAAAGCGUGACAUGUUUCCGGUGCUUCAGCAAGGGCAAUGCCCAUGCAGAGAAACUUUCCAAGAUCGAUAGUGAGAGGGCAAAAGAGUCUUUCAAGAAGAAGGUUACAGGUCUCCUGGUUGGCCUUCAGAAAGAGGAAUUUACCCUCAACAACACGUUGAAGCGUGCCAGGGCUGUCAAGCCGCCUGCUGAACCGAAGCCGAAGUCGGGACGCCGUCGCCGUCCUGGCAAGACCCCGAAAAUUGAACCGGAUGAGAACCAUGAUGACGCUGCAGAUGAGGAUGAUGAAGCCGAGAUGCCUACUCCUGAAGGUGAACUUGCCCUGACACAAGGCCAUGAGCUUGGAGCACUUCGUGAUGGACAAAUCGAGGACGCCGAACUGGCAGAUGAGCUUGCCAGAGAGGUUCUGUCAGAUUAUCUCAUGGGGGUAGGUGUCAACGGACCAGUGCUCCGCUUUGCUGCCAUUGCCUGCAAGGGCGAUUGGGCAUUCGCGAGAAAGGCGUACCAUCUUGAGAGUGGAUGGCAAUGCAAAAGGAUUUGCCACAUUUGCAGUUCUGUAGACUGGCACAAUCCCACGGAUGAAGCAGAGUGGGUGCAGGAACAUGAGGCUGGGAAUGCCCCAACUGCCAUCAAAGUUGGGAACCCCCCGCCCUUCUUGGAGAUCCCGGGCUUGGCGGAUGCCAAGAGCAUGGAACUCGACUACUGUCAUGCCAACCAUCUUGGCAUUGGGAUUGACGCAGCUGCAUCUACAGUGGUCUUACUGGCACGACUAGGCCAUUUUGGCAAUGACAGUUUUGAGCGCAGAUUGUCAGUGGGCUAUGGCGGCUUCAUGUCUUGGACGAAUGACUUCCCGACUAGUCUGGGUGGCAAGGCGUAUGAUACGGCCUUGAUCCUGUCAUGGCUGGAAUCGGAGAUGUGUCAGCCAUCGGAUAUUUGGCGGCAGUUGCGUGCUGAACCGCUGUAUAUGAUGGCUCGCUACUACGUAUCGUGUGCCAACGCUUUCUUUCGCAUCUGCCGAUCUUCUGGAAUCUUUCUGCGCGGCGAGAAGCGGCGAAUGGCUCUGAAGCAUGGCAUGGACAUGAAUGAAGCAUACGCGAAAUGUGCAACGCUGGCAUAUAGGAAGCAGUGGCGCCUGUAUAAGUUCAGACCGAAGUAUCACCUUGUCUGCCACAUUGACGAGGCAGAAAGACCCAAAAAACUCAAACGAGGCAAGAAGGCAAAACGACCCAAAUUUUCUGCCUUGUCGAGG